This is a messenger RNA of Fusarium sp. VM40, 1011 nucleotides long. NCBI's taxonomy places the organism in Eukaryota, Fungi, Ascomycota, Sordariomycetes, Hypocreales, Nectriaceae. The record is from the annotation of a GenBank genome assembly.
AUGGUGUUUCCAGAUCCCGAGCUCGAAGCAUAUGUCUUCAAAACAGCACCUCCAUUAGACACUGCCUGGUUAAAUCAUGAAGAAGAGGUCAAACGGCUAGGGCCUCCUCGGGUAUUCAACUCCGUCGUGGAACGACAGCCAGUCUAUGCUCAGGAAUGCCGCGAUUUAUAUGCUCAAAUGACGGCCCCUGGUGCUCGAGAUUAUGAUUUGUCCCAAGGCAUCACCAAAAAGGAGUUUACAGUUCCCUCAGCCGUGGACGGCCAUCCAAUCCCGGUUCUCCAACUGGACCUUACGACUGGUGAGACCCAAGAGCCGGAAGUGGUUGUUAUCUUUUACCAUGGCGGCGGUCUGAAGGUUGGCGAGGCAGACAGUGAGGAGCUCUCAUGUCGGCAUAUUGUCAAGUCUGCAAUAGCCAGAAUCCGACUUUAUUCUGUGGGUUACCGUCUACUACCCCAGAACCCAGCCUCAACUUCUGUCUCCGACUCUCAGGACGGAUUUAAUGCACUGUAUAAUUCAACCAUCAAGACCGUCGUCAUUGGAAGUUCGAGUGGUGGGCAGAUGGCAUCUACAGUGGCUCAGAAAGCACCGCGAGGUUCCAUCUAUGGUCUAUUGCUGAGGUGUCCUGUUACAGCUGAUGGAGCCAGCGGAAAGGAAUACAUACCUGAGAAGCUACGUCCAUAUCACACGAGCGUUUCUCCCUCGUUCAUCACGUCGUUAGGCGGGUACCUUAAUCGAGAUGUGCUUAGGGACGGGCUUGAGAAACUGCCCCUCGAAGCCACAGGAGCCGAAUUGGAGGGACAUCCUCGGACCUGGAUCCAGCUGACCUCCAACGACCCUCUGUAUUCGGAUGGCCUUUGUUAUGCAAUGCUGCUAAGGGAGGCGGGUACCGAGGUUAGAGUGCAAGUUGAAAAGGGGUGGCCGCAUACCUUUUGGCUCAAAGCUCCCCAUCUGGAUCACGCCCUGGCUUGUGAAAAGGAUAUGCUGAAGGGUCUGAAGUGGUUGCUUGCAUAG